AUGUCCCCCCCUGUGCAUGCGGAUGUGUGGUUCCGUGUCCUCUUUGGCAUGCUUCCUGUGAAUGCUCGUUUCGUGUAUCGCCAGGCUACAGACGCCAGCGCCGUGCUGUGUGCGCACGGCUGCCUCGAAGUUGAGUCUCAACUACACGCACUUUUUGCUUGCCCUCGAUUGGCCCCCCUGUGGCAAACCCACCAGUCAGCAUGGCGGACUACUGGAGUCCGAUUUUCCUGGCACAACAUUUUGAACCUGGACGAUUUUUAUUGUCACGUCAACCACGGGCAUCUCAAACCAGCACUGUUUCAGUUGUGGGUCAUGGUCACUGGUGUCUGUCUACACCUCCUGUGGUUUCACCACAAUCAAGUUCAAUAUCAGGGCCACGCGCUACCGCCCCUCGCGGCCCUCAUUGAACUGUCCUUUGUCACUUGGACUGCCACAGUACGGUCGUGGCUUCGUCGUUUACCCCCUGACGAUAUCACUCGACCUGCUCUGAUGGCUGCGCUAGAUUUGUUAUUUCGGCAGUCCCACUACUCGCAAUUGCAUCAAAAAUUCCCCCCGUGUCUCAAGCUUGCACCGACGUUCGAUAUUCAUUAG
This is a messenger RNA of Aphanomyces astaci, 591 nucleotides long. RefSeq lists its product as hypothetical. The record is from RefSeq and is a predicted model, not a curated record. NCBI's taxonomy places the organism in Eukaryota, Oomycota, Saprolegniomycetes, Saprolegniales, Verrucalvaceae. The transcript has a single exon. The coding region runs from base 1 to 591 and encodes 196 amino acids.